Molecule: messenger RNA, 1167 nt
Organism: Corvus hawaiiensis (hawaiian crow)
Lineage: Eukaryota; Metazoa; Chordata; Aves; Passeriformes; Corvidae
Product: rab-like protein 2A
Exons: 8
Coding region: 43-804 (253 amino acids)
Cellular component (GO): endosome; Golgi apparatus
Molecular function (GO): GTPase activity; GTP binding
Source: RefSeq, a predicted model, not a curated record
CCGGGACUCACCGCGCGGCACGGAGGACGCGCAGGCGCUGCCAUGGCGACGGCAGCGGAGGAGCGCGGCCGGGACGGGGCCCGGGAGGAAGCCCCGGAUGGGACCCGCGAUGAGGCCGCGGCCGGCGCUGAGGAGACGGUGAAGAUCAUCUGCCUGGGCGACAGCGCCGUGGGCAAGUCCAAGCUGCUGGAGCGGUUCCUGCUCGACGGCUUUCGCCCCCAGCAGUUUUCCACGUUCGCCCUGACGCUGUACCAGCACCGCGCCCGGGUGGGCGGGCAGGAGGUCCGCGUGGACUUCUGGGACACGGCAGGCCAGGAACGCUUCCGGAGCAUGCAUGCCUCCUACUACCACCAGGCCCACGCCUGCAUCAUGGUGUUCGAUGUGCAGCGGAAGGUCACCUACAAGAACCUAAACAGCUGGUACAAGGAGCUGAGGGAAUUCCGCCCAGAGAUUCCAUGCAUCGUAGUGGCCAACAAGAUUGAUGUGGAUAUGAAGGUGACCCAGAAAAGCUUCAAUUUUGCCCGGAAGUUCAGUUUGCCCUUUUACUUCGUGUCUGCUGCUGAUGGCACCAACGUGGUGAAGGAACUCAAUGCCCAUGUGCCCCAUCCUGUGAGUGACGGGCCUUGUCCUUCCCACCAGCUCUUCAACGACGCCAUCAGGCUGGCCGUGGCUUACAAACAGCACUCGGGAGACUUCAUGGACGAGGUCCUGCGGGAGCUGGAGAGCUUUGACCUGCAGAAGACAAGCAAGGAUUUCUUGGAUGAAGGGAAGAGCUGCACUGAAGAGGAGCCCCCAUCUGCCUAGGCCUGGACCCUGAGCCUGGUUUUCCCUUGGCUCUGGAUCUCUGGGGCCUGCACACAGGACAGUGAUGUUUCUCGUGCCCUAGAGAUGUGGUGAUGGGCAGCUGGGCCUCUUCCCUUCUUGUGGGAGCCUGUCUGGGCAGGAUCUUCAUUGGCUCAGCCCUCACUACUGCACAUUUCACUCAGGGGAGGGAUGGGAGAAUCCACAUGAUUCCACAUGGAUCAUUGCUCAUUCCUACUGCUCCUUCAGGACAAAGCUGGCUGGGAGAGGUGAGCCAUCUUGGACCUGCAGGAAGGAUCCUGCCCAGAUGCUGUAGUGGUUCCUGCUGCAGAAAGCAAACACUAAAGCAUAUUUUUUACAAAGCUA